Messenger RNA from Physella acuta, 5468 nucleotides. Its product is annotated as nuclear factor NF-kappa-B p100 subunit. Lineage: Eukaryota; Metazoa; Mollusca; Gastropoda; Physidae. Gene Ontology annotation, biological process: regulation of DNA-templated transcription; signal transduction. Gene Ontology annotation, cellular component: cytoplasm. Gene Ontology annotation, molecular function: protein binding; RNA polymerase II cis-regulatory region sequence-specific DNA binding; DNA-binding transcription factor activity, RNA polymerase II-specific. The record is from RefSeq and is a predicted model, not a curated record.
UAUCGAAAUGAGUUUCCUUGCUUGUUGUUAAUUUCUCUUAUGACCGUAUUGACAGUAUUGUUAUUUUUACAUAUUAUUGCACGUCUUAGUUUAAAGAAAAUCAAUGGUGUCAUUCUAAAUGGAAAAAGAAUAAUCCCGAGACAAACAUGAGCAUGUACAACAGCUCAUCAGAGGACUCAGACAGCAAAUAUCUGAAUGAGAACAUUUUACCAGUAGACCUGCAGUCAAAAAAUGUCAUCCAGCAACCUUUCAGUUUACCCCUUCAUACAGCCAAUGGACAACUGAAAUCUCUAGCUGGAACCAGCUAUUCAAAUGGUACUAUACAACCAGAGCCAUAUGUUGUUAUCUCUGAGCAACCCCAGCAGAGGGGCUUCAGGUUCAGGUAUGAAUGUGAAGGGCCCAGUCAUGGUGGGCUUCAAGGUACCAAAAGUGAGAGAAGUCGAAAAUCAUACCCAUCUAUUAAAAUAGAAAACUACACUGGUGCUGCCAGAGUUGUUGUCAGCCUAGUCACAGAUGAAAAAACACCAAGGUCCCAUGCGCACAAACUGGUGGGAACCAGCUGCACUAAUGGCUUAUGUACUGUGGAGAUCAAAUCAAACGUCGAUUGUAUAAGUUUUCCCAACCUUUGCAUUCUUCAUGUGACGAGAAAACGUUUGGUCGAUGUUUUGACAGAGAGGAAUAUUGACUCAAUCAUCCUUAACAAAAAGGUGCAGGCCAACAACAUGAACGUGGAUCCACCAAUCACAGAUGAGGACAAACGCAUUGCCAGGCAACAGGCAGAGGAGCAGUCUAAAACAAUGCAGCUAAAUGUUGUCCGGUUAUGUUUCCAAGUUUUCCUCCGCAACCCUGACGGAUCUCUGGGCAAACUGUUGCCCCCAGUUGUGUCCCAUCCCAUCUAUGACAGCAAAUCCCCUGGAGCUUCAGCACUAAAGAUUUGUCGCAUGGAUAAGUAUGGAGGCUGCUGUUCAGGAAAUGAAGAAGUUUUUUUAUUGUGUGAAAAGGUUCAGAAAGAUGACAUCCAAGUGAGGUUUGUGGAACAAAACCCAGAUGGCAGCGUUAAAUGGGAGGCGUUUGGUAACUUUGGUCCUCUUGAUGUCCACAGACAGUACGCCAUUGUGUUCAAAACUCCAGCCUACUGGAACACCAUGAUUGACAAGGCUGUCAAUGUUCUCAUCAUGCUGCAGCGCAAGUCUGACCAGGAGGUCAGUGAACCCAAGGCCUUCACCUACUUCCCUCAAAACAGAGACAAAGACAACAUUGCGAGCAAGAAAAGGAAGCGUAUUCCACUUGACGGCUACGACUUUGGUGGAGAUGGUAGCCAAGGCGGCUCUGGCAUGGGUGACGGUGGACUUGGUGGAAUGGGCCACAAUGGUGGAAAUGGUGGUGUGGGAAUGUGCAAUGGCCCUGGGAGUGGUGGUGGAGGUGGUGGCAAUAUGAUAGGAUCAAAUGAGAUGGUCAUGCAUAACUAUAUUUCUAUCCCAACAAUGGUGGAAGAAGCUGCCAGGGAGGAGUUUGAAAGGAAUAACAGAGUACUGGAUAGCCAGGUUUUGAGGGCAAGGCUGGAUAGGAAGAGAGAUAACUCCAGCUCCAUGUCCAGUGAUAACGACCCUUGGUUCUCAACUGAUGAUGGGGAUAUAGAAGUUGAUGCAGCCAUCAUGCCCACUUCCCCUGCCACCUCCAAGAUGUAUGAACACAAUGAAACAUUGAAGAAAGAAAAACUGAAAUCUCCAUUAGCAAAAGAGUACCACACAUCUCCAGCUAGGCCUUCAGAACAAUCCCAGUCAAACAAAGAUGACAAAACAUCUCCAAGAAAAUCCCCAUCAAAUAAAGAUGACAAAACAUCUCCAGGAAAAUCCUCAUCUAACAAAGAAGAGAAAACAAGGUCCCCCCAAGAUGUUAUACUGGAAUGGGUGGACUCUGGUGUAGACCCUGGCUCAGGAGGAAAAUCUCUGAUCUCGCUGGAGGAGAAAAAGAUGGUGAGCUCACACAGGGUCAAACAUUCCAACACUGAAAUCUCUAUCAAGGAGGAGAGCGAGGACGGGGGCCAGAGGAAGUCUCUGUCAUCCUCAGACGAGCACCUGGAGCCGGAUGUAAAGAUGGACGUCAAUUCUGAAGGUGUCAGGAGUGACGAGGGUUUCUCUGAAACAUCUGAGGAGGCGGGGCUUAAAGGUCAGCAGAUGUCACCUAAUAAAGUAGUGCCUGGAUCAGUGCCGUCCAAUCAGUCGUCAGAAACUUCUACCACCCAUUGCCAGCAGCUGACUGAAAAAGUGCGUCAGGUGACUGGUCGUGUCGCAGAGAGAACUCUAGCAGCGUUGACUGACUUUGCUGAAACUGGGGACAUCAGACAUCUUUUACUGGUGCAGCGCCAUCUGUUGGCUGUUAGCAACAAAAAUGGGGAUCUGUCUCUACACCUGACUGUCAUUAACUCACAAACGGAAGCUUUGAAAGGAUUGUUGGAUGUUAUGUGUACACUCCCUGAAUCUAAACGCCACAUCAACUCACUCAACUUACUGCGCCAGACCCCCUUACACCUGGCCUCAGUGAUGAACCAGGAGGGGAUGGUUGAGUUGUUGCUGCACGCUGGCGCUGACCCAACCAUCGCUGACCGCAACGGCAACACCCCAGCUCACCUGGCUGUUUUAAACAACGCAGAAAAAUGCCUGAAAAUUCUGGUCAAGUAUCUGAGACCUGGGCAAAGUCAGUUCAACCCUUUCCCAGAGUUGAAUUACCUCAAUUAUGAUGGCUACUCCCCCGUCCACCUGGCCGCCAUGGCAGGAAGUGUUGACAUGCUGCAGCUGCUGGUGUUUGCCCAGGCUCUGGUGGACCUGCCUGAUGGCAAGUCUGGCAAGACAGCCCUGCACCACGCUGUGGACAAUGGUGAUCUGCCUGUGGCCAGCUACUUGUUGUUGGAGGCCCAAGCUGACGUCAACGCCAGGUGUUUUGAUGGGAACACAGCGCUGCACAUAGCAUGUGCACGGCAGCUGGUGGGGAUGGUGGCGCUGCUUGUCACAGCCGGGGCCGACCUGAACUGCGAGAAUGAGGAGAUUCCUGACCCAGAUUUGGGAGGAGAAGAAAACUCUUGCAUCAACCGCAGGGGCUUGAGGCCUGUGGAUUACGCUGAUGAUAAUGAACAGAUCCUUCGCAUUUUGUUUGGUGAGGCCAACGCAGCAAAUCAACCUCCAUCAGAUGACAGUGAUGAAUUGACAUCACGUCUGUCUAUGAUGUCAGUUGGGUUGACAUCUGAUUGGCUUACAAGUCUCCCAGGGAAGACAAUCAAUGACAGUGGACUAGAGAGUUAUCUCCCUUCUUCAGCUCACCGAGGCGUGUCAGAGCUGUGUACAAAAACCAGAAUGGACCUCUCACGUCUGCUGGACCCUCCACAGAGGGACAAAGACGUCAUCGCUCUGGCAGAGAAACUCGGCUUCUCCAACUUGACUACCAGCCUGGUUGCAAUGAGGUCCAGUCACACCAGCCCAACUGAUUUUUUGCUGGAAUAUUUUGAGACUGUAGACGGGAACCUGAAUAAAUUAAAAGAAGGCCUGUGCUCCAUAGGCAGGGAGGAUGUAGCCUCUCUCAUACAGUGACACACUGACACGUAACGUCUUCAUCAGUCAGGACUGACAGGAUACCACAUAACUGGGGUUCAAGGUCAGGAUUGAUCUCAUAUACCAGUCAACUGAUUGUCAAUUUAUUAAAAAAAGAUGUCCUGAUACAUUGUUUGAAACUCUCAUGCUUGUUAGUUAUAAAUAAGAUUUGUAAAUUGUUUACUAAUUCGGUCCUAUAUAAUUAUUGUGAUAAUGGGUAACGGUGUGUUGUUGAAUGUUAGAAUUGGAUUUUUAAAAAUAAUAAGUAAUUUGAUCCUAUUUUUUUUUUAAACUAAUAUUUUUUGCUUUUUAAAUUUGAUCUGAUGAGAUUGUCUGAUCAGACAAUCAGAAUGUCUGUCCAUUGACAAGGCAGACAAUAUGUCUGUCCAUUGACAAGGCAAACAAUACGUCUGUCCAUUGACAAGGCAAACAAUAUGUCUGUCCAUUGACAAGGCAAACAAUACGUCUGUCCAUUGACAAGGCAAACAAUAUGUCUGUCCAUUGACAAGGCAAACAAUAUGUCUGUCCAUUGUUAAGUCAAACAGAAUGUCAGUCCAUUGUUAAGUCAAACAGAAUGUCAGUCCAUUGGCAAGGCAAACAAUGUCAGUCCAUUGGCAAGGCAAACAGAAUGCCUGUACACUAUAAGGCCAAAAAAAUGUCUGUCCAUUAAUAAGGCAAAGAGAAUGUCUCUAAAUUGUCUGAUAUAACAAUUAAAAUGUCUGUAUAAGACAUGGUGAAAUUGCUUCAUGUAUGGAUGUGCAGUGAUGUUUUAUUUAACUGUUUAAAUGUUUAGAGAACUGUAUGUUUGUUUACAAUUAUUUGUAAACUGUUUAAAAACUUUGAUACUAGAUGUGAUAAACUUCAAACUAUGACAAUAAACUUUGAAAAACAUGGCAGCAGCCUCGUUGUAUAAACUAUUUUCACCAGUGUGAAAUUUGAGAAUUUGUUUCUUGUAAAAACUUUUCCAGUUUUUUAAACAAUUUUUUUAACAUCCAGAAACUCCACAACCAUCACGUUUUUUUAUUUAAAAAAAACAGCUUUCACAAAUAUAAAAUCAUAAUUAGAUUGACAAUCUGUGUAAUAUGUUCAUUUGUCUCAUGUGACCUAAGUAUAUUCAUUUUGUCUUCAUCUAGGAAUAAUCAGAAUGGAAGUAUUAAUUUUACUCCAUGUUUACAAUAUUUUUUUACACCCUUUUUUUUCUUGUGGAUCAAAUUGUAGCUGAAGUAAGCUAAUACUCAUUAACGGCUAAAGAUUUAUGAACUGUAUGUUAGCUUAUGGCUGAUGAUUUAUGAGCUGUUUAUUAGCUAAUGGGUGAUAACUUUCUUUAUGUGUGUGUUCACUUAACGACACAUUCCUUGUUUUCAGGUUAAACACAAAGGUUUAACUGCCUUACGAUGUGCUUCAGCUAAACAUUUCACAUCAUCUGUGUUCUGCUCUCGCCGUUGUCAUGGCAACUGUGUAAUGUACAUAAUGCUUGUUUAACCAUUGCCAUGUUAGCUUACCAAGCUACUGUUUAUAUUUUUAUGUUUUAAAAAAAAAAUGUGUUGAAUUCUACAUAUGUACAGCCUGUAUGUAAUAACUGUUGUUUCGGUACAUUUUUCAUUGAUUAUCACAUAUUUUACCAGAUGAUUGUUGUCAUGGUAACCCUUGCAUAAAAAUAACAAAUUUUUUUUUUACCUGAUGAUGGUAAAAACACUUAUUUUAUUAUUUGAAGAUUGUUAGCGUGUUAACUUUUGGGAAAGGAAACAUAUUUAUCCUGCACUCUUGCUGUGUGAAAGUUGAGUAGAGAAACACCUGUUGUACCUAAUGACUAUAAAGCCACUUGUUAAAGCACUAUCACUUUUUUAAAAUAAACAUUGAAGGAAGCUGCAGCUUCAUGAUUUA